Messenger RNA from Ceratina calcarata, 1323 nucleotides. RefSeq names its product replication factor C subunit RfC4 (gene RfC4). Gene Ontology annotation, biological process: DNA repair; DNA-templated DNA replication. The record is from RefSeq and is a predicted model, not a curated record. The coding region runs from base 236 to 1231 and encodes 331 amino acids. Lineage: Eukaryota; Metazoa; Arthropoda; Insecta; Hymenoptera; Apidae. The transcript has 6 exons. Gene Ontology annotation, molecular function: ATP binding; DNA binding; ATP hydrolysis activity. Gene Ontology annotation, cellular component: DNA replication factor C complex; nucleus.
CUAGUGACACAGUUAGAGGCGUCGUGGUACUACGAACCGAUUCUUGCUCGCAAAUUUUUCAAUUCUAUCUCACUGUUUAAUUGUUAAAUAUCUUUAUAAUUGCGAAUAUUUGAACGAAAUGGAACUUGCAUUUUUCUAUUUGAAUCCUCGAUGAUACAGUAAUUCGAUCUGGAGUUAUGUUACUCGCGUAUUUUUAUCACGGUUCGCGCGUUUUUAUCACAGUUCAAAGAAGAUCAUGGGGAUUGAAAACGGUGACAAUAAUUUGAUGGAUAUUGAAAUUUGUCCGUCGACCAGUGGAAAGGACAACAGAAGCAAGGCAGAUGAUAGAAAAUCGUUGCAUUUACCAUGGAUUGAAAAAUACCGACCACAGGUGUUCUCAGACAUUGUUGGAAAUGAGGACACAGUGCAGAGACUCUCAGUUUUCGCUAAAAAUGGGAACUGUCCUAAUAUCAUCAUUGCCGGACCACCAGGAGUUGGCAAAACAACAACCGUACUAUGUUUGGCACGAAUUUUGCUCGGUCCAGUUUUCAAAGAUGCAGUAUUAGAAUUAAAUGCCUCUAAUGAUCGAGGAAUAGAUGUUGUUAGGAACAAGAUUAAAAUGUUUGCCCAGAAAAAGGUAAAUCUACCAAGUGGAAAGCAUAAGAUAAUAAUUUUAGAUGAAGCUGAUAGUAUGACAGAAGGGGCUCAACAAGCGUUACGUAGGACAAUGGAAAUUUACAGCAAUACCACAAGAUUCGCAUUGGCUUGUAACAAUAGUGAGAAAAUUAUUGAGCCUAUUCAAUCACGUUGCGCGAUGUCUUCCUAUACCGACGACGGUUUAGAGGCCAUAGUGUUCACUGCCCAGGGUGAUAUGAGGCAAGCAAUGAACAAUUUACAGUCCACACACAAUGGCUUUGGCCAUAUAAACAGUGCAAACGUUUUCAAAGUAUGCGAUGAACCACACCCGUUAUUAGUUAAGGAAAUGCUCGAACAUUGUAUAGAAAGAAAUAUAUGUAAAGCUUAUAGGGUAAUGGAGUACCUGUGGAGUAUGGGAUAUUCUGCAGAAGAUCUGAUUGGCAACAUAUUUCGAGUUUGCAAAAAUUUACCUAUUGAGGAGAAAAUAAAAUUAGAUUUUAUACGAGAAAUUGGUAUCACUCAUCUGGGAAUAGUGGAUGGGAUCAGCAGCUUAUUGCAAAUGAACAGCCUUCUGGCACGACUUUGUUGCAGAGCUUCGGAAUUGAACAAAUCCUAAUAAUGAAAGAUAUGAUCGUGUGUGAGUGGACGAAUGUAUAACGUUAAAAAAGUCUAUUUCGACUAGUAAAAGGAGAUUAAAAUACCUAGAAG